AGAAAGGAAGCUUUGUCUUUGCAGUUCCAAGAAUGGACACUGGAUGUCACCGGGAGGAUCCCUCUUGCACUGGUACAAAGUGCUUUAAAAUCGUUCUUUGAGUUUGUCUCUGAAAAUACAGCAGGGCCCAAACUAGAGAUCAAAGAGCUGGAGACAGUGGACACACUGGAACAGAAGCUUAACAAAGAAGAAUAUAUAUAGAGUAUGUAUAUCAGCUCAUCAGUCACAUCAACACAGACCUCUUUCAGGAAUUUCUACAUCACAUGGCACAAUGUGCAGACAUGUUCCGUGAGACAAUCCGCCACGAUAUUUGGAGACAGAGGUUUACUGAACUUUUUCUUGCGUGUGAUGCCGCAAAGAUUGGUUUCCUGGAUAGACAGAGGGUUCUGGCCCUUCUGGAAAUAUUCUAUGACAGAAUAAUUACUGAGGUAGAAGAAUGGCAGCCACGAAACCCUCGGCAAUGGCCAGUAAUUGAAAUAGGAGAAAUGGAUCCAACAGACUUCUGGGUUGAUUUCCAGGAAGGUGUUAACCCAACAGAAGAGAAAGGAGAAAAAGGAGAAGCGCCCACUACUGCAACCUCUAUUAUAUCAACAGAGUCUGUCCAUGCAGUUGAAGAACUGAAGAAGAGUGCAGGUGAUACAGGAGAAGGUACAACAGAGAAUGAACAAGCCCCACAAGCUGAAGACAAUGGCAGCAGAGGCUCACAGAAUAUCGAGGAAAAACCUUGGUCAGGAGAUCUGCUGACUUCAGAUCUGGCUAUCCGAUACAGUUCAUACGGUGACAGAAAUCAAGAUGAAUGUCAGAACACAGUCUCCAAAUUCACAGAUUUAUAUAACAUCAUCUCAGACAUUAAUACUCGUGGUCCAUCACGCAUUCCCAGUGCUUUCAAUGGCAAGGCCCUCAACUUGCCCCAGUUUGUCCAGUUAAUGGAGACAUUCGUGGGAGAUGCCCCACUUUCAGCGGUGGAGAACCUCACUUCUUUUAUUCAGAAGGAAUACGUGGAAACAGAAGAGGAGAGAAUUGCACUGCUGGCUAAAGUUCAUCAAGAUGCCCUCAUAGCACGGCAGAAACUUGUCCUGCAGGCUCUCUUUGAGAAAUGGGACAAUGAUGGGUCUGGAUUUCUGGAGCUGAAGGAGGUAGAUGGCGUUCUGAUCAAAUACAAGGAGGGGAUGGAAUCAGAAGCGAUGGCUAAAGGUAAGGUA
Staurois parvus is the source of this 1202-nucleotide messenger RNA. Lineage: Eukaryota; Metazoa; Chordata; Amphibia; Anura; Ranidae. The record is from the annotation of a GenBank genome assembly.